This is a messenger RNA of Closterium sp. NIES-65, 2691 nucleotides long. Lineage: Eukaryota; Viridiplantae; Streptophyta; Zygnematophyceae; Desmidiales; Closteriaceae. The record is from the annotation of a GenBank genome assembly.
AUGGUCCCUGGGAUUCUGGAAACCGGCGGUCCUGCUCUAGCAGGAUUGCAAUCCCGCUCUAGCCGCAUCACAACCGCUGCAGCGUCAAAUGCCCCGGGUGGAGCUUCCGCCUCCCCCGCAUCCGCGCCCGCUGCGCCUAGGCCCGGCGCGAGCGGAGGCGGGGAGGCGCUUAUAUCGGGGGAAGGGCUGGCGAAGAGCUUCGGAAUGGACGUUCUUUUCGAGGGGCUGGAUGUGACUGUAAGCAGAGGGCAGAAGCUGGGGCUGCUGGGGCGGAACGGAUGCGGUAAAAGCACAUUGCUGAGGAUACUAGCGGGGAUGGACGCACCUGAUAAGGGCAAGGUGCAGCGCCGGCGGCACCUGAACCUGGCGUUUCUCGCUCAGGAUCCGGACCUACCCGCGUCUCUGUCACUUCUAGACGCGGUGUUGUCAGCGGACAAUGCGGCCAUGCGUGCUGUGAGGGAGUACGAGCGAGCAGCACAGAGGAUGAAGGGGCGAGGUGCGUGUGUGAAUACGGUUUGUGGUUGUGGAGCAACUUGUAAAGGGGAUGAGAGCAGGGGUGAGGGGAAGGGGCAUUGGUUGGCAGGGCUAUCAUUGGACAAUGCCGCCAUGCGUGCUGUGAGGGAGUACAAGCGAGCAGCUCAGAGGAUGAAAGGCCGAGGUGUGUGUUGUGGGGCGGCUUAUAUAGGGGAUGGAAGCAGGGGUGAGGGGAGAGGGGGGGCUAUCAGCAGACAAUGCUGCCAUGUGCGCUGCGAGGGAAUCCGAGCGAGCAGCGCAGAGGAUGAAGAGCCGAGACCCCACCCCUCUUCAGAGGCAGCAGCGCUGCAGCGAGCCAUGGAUGGGGUGGAGGCGAUGGGGGCAUGGGACGUGGUGGCAGAGGCGGGGAAGAGGGCAGCAGCGCUGCAGCGGGCCAUGGAUGGGGUGGAGGCGAUGGGGGCAUGGGACGUGGUGGCAGAAGCAGAGAAGCUGCUGGAGAUCCUCGGGCUGGGGGACGCUGCUCUCACCAACGGUGGUGGCGGUGGUGGCGGGGGGAUUAUGGAGCGGCAAGUUUCGUCGCUUAGUGGCGGGCAGAAGAAGAGAGUGGCCCUGGCUGCGACGCUGCUGGCAAAGCCAGAGCUGAUCAUUCUCGAUGAGCCCACCAACCACAUGGACGUGGCAGUCAUUGAUUGGAUGCAAUCCGCCCUCUCCGACCCCUCUCUCACCGUCGUCCUCGUCUCCCACGACCGUUACUUUCUCGACGCCGUCUGCACUCAAAUGCUCGAGAUCGACCGGGGGACCUCCUUCCGCCACUCGGGCAACUACACAAACUUUUUGGCUGCCCGGGUGAAGCGGGCGGUCGAAGAAGCCGCCGCGAUUGGCCGGGCAGCAAACACGCUGCGGCGGGAGGGGGAGUGGAUGCGGCGAAUGCCGAAAGCUAGAUCGACUAAGUCCCGGUCGAGAAUCGACCGGUUUUUGGCGCUUACUAAAGCAACGGCGGAGAAAAGGCAGCGGCAGCAGCAGGCGGCGGUGGGGAGUGUGGUGGAGAUGGGUAUGGGGAAGGCACGACUGGGUGGGAAGGUGUUGGAGUUGAGAGAUGCUACGGCGAUGCGAGGAGAGAGCACCGUGUUUGAAGGGUUUACGUAUGAGUUUGGUCGCGGGGAUCGGCUGGGAGUGGUGGGCCGAAACGGAGCAGGGAAGACCACUUUCCUAGAUGCAUUGGCAGGGCUGCUGCCUCUCCCAUCGGGUACCAGAGAUGUGGGGGAGACGGUGGUGAUGGGCUAUUACACACAGCACAUGCCCCCCGUGCCGGACAACAUGAGAGUUCUCGACUUUGUUCAAAACUUCAACCCGACAGCUGCUGUCCUCGGCUCCUGGGGCUCCAUCCCUGCUGCAGCUGCCGCUGCUGCUGCUGGUGAUGGUUCUGCCUCUAGUUCUUCUCCCGUUGCUGCUGGUUCGGGUGGGGCUUCUAUGUCUGGAGGGAGUGAUUCGGACGAGCCUGUUUCCGCUUCGGAGCUUCUGGAGCGGUUUGGAUUUCCCCGGGCGAAGCAGUACGCCUGGGCGUCAAAGCUGAGUGGAGGGGAGAAACGGCGGCUGUUACUGGCAGCAGUGUUGGCGCAGCGCCCAAACUUCCUCAUGCUGGAUGAGCCCACCAACGACCUCGACUUACAAACCAUCGAGGCUCUGGAGUCAUUCCUCUCAGCGUACGAGGGCUGUCUGCUAGUGGCCUCCCACGACCGGGCAUUCAUGGAUGCGGUGGUUGACCGCCAGUUCGUGCUGCAAGGGGACGGACAGGUGUUGCUUUACGACGGGCUGUUCUCGGAAUAUCUCGCUGACGCGCAGGAGCAAAAAGCGGAGAUGGAAAAAGAGGAGAAGGAGAGGGUUGCGGAGGAGGAGAGGAGGAAGGAGGCUGAAGCAAAGAGUGUGGCUGAGGAGCGGAGGAAGGGGGAGGAGGGAGCAGGUUCAGGUGGGAUUAAGGUGAAAGGGAAGUCGGCUCGGAAGAUGUCGUAUAUGGAGAGGAAGGAGUGGGAGCGGUUGGAAAAGGAGAUUGAGAAGUUGGAGAAGAAAAAGGUGGCGGUUGAGGCACAGCUGGAGGAGAAGAGCAAGGCGGGAGAUUUUGCGAUGCUCCAAGGGUUGUCCGAUGAGCUUGCUGCGCUGGGACAGGCUAUAGAGGCGAAAUCAGAUAGGUGGCUCGAGCUGGCAGAGCUAGCUGAGUAG